Botrytis porri is the source of this 1125-nucleotide messenger RNA. RefSeq lists its product as uncharacterized. The transcript has 5 exons. NCBI's taxonomy places the organism in Eukaryota, Fungi, Ascomycota, Leotiomycetes, Helotiales, Sclerotiniaceae. The coding region runs from base 1 to 831 and encodes 276 amino acids. The record is from RefSeq and is a predicted model, not a curated record.
AUGGCGUUUAGGAGACAUCCAUCUCUAUUGGUAUUGGGUCAGCAUAAUAUCAGUUCCAUUUCGAAUUGCGUUGAUUUCUUUUUCCAUUAUUUUUGGUUUCUCACACGCAAAAGGUUGGUUGCACUCAAGUAUACUUCUAUUUCCAAAGAGUGCAUCAUGGCGGCCGUAAGAUUCAACCAAGACUUGAUAAAACUGGUCGAAACUGCCGACAUUGCGAAGCCUAUGUGUGAUGAGUUCAAGAAGAUGAUUUCAGGAAUGAAUUUCAAGGCAUGUCUAGCCGAUUGUAUGCCCAAAUUCAAGUUGAACGUACGUCGACAUUUACUUAACUUCAAUGAAAACUCCAUAAACGAAGAAGAUACUCUUGACGACCUCAAAAAUCGUCGAAUGGCCGUAGCCAAGACCUUGUUUGGCAAACUUGGUUUGGAUACCAAUAUCGAGGCUCCAUUAUUCUGUACCUGGGGCUGCAACACGUUUAUUGGUAAAAAUGUCUAUAUCAACAGGGAUGUCUCGAUCUUUGAUAGCGCACCCGUUCAAAUUGGCGAUCGUGUUCUCAUUGGACCCGGUGUCUGUAUAUGCACCGAUACACAUGAAGUUGACGCUGUAUCGAGAAAACAAAGCCAAGCAGGAUCUUAUGCAAAACCAAUAGUUAUUGGCGACGAUUGCUGGAUUGGGGGAAGAGCAGUUAUAGUUGCAGGGGUCACUAUUGGGAAUGGAUCGACGGUUGCAGCUGGGGCUGUUGUGGUCAAGGAUAUUGAAGCAAAUUGUCUUGUUGGUGGUGUGCCUGCCAAGAUCAUCAGGAGACUUGAUAACGGAGCUAUAUCGCCAAAGUAAUAUUCUGCGGCUUUGAUACUUUUUUCCAUUUCGGCGGCAUAUUUUUUGGGGACUUUAGGGGGUGUGGAGGACUAUUUGGAGUCAGGUGAACCCCUAUAUAUGUAAUAUUGUUAUCUCGAUGGUUAUAUAUCGUUGAUGUAUUCGGGCUUUCUUAUAUAGUUGCACCUAGUCUGCACAGAUCACUAGAUAUAAUGGAGAUCCUUAUACUUACUUGAACCAAGAGCGAGUUCCCAGACUAGAUUUUUCUUGUUCUUCAGGCACCUGAUGCUCUAAGAUCAUAGGUAGUCAUACAAG